This is a messenger RNA of Esox lucius (northern pike), 3256 nucleotides long. It is a transcript of the gene rab4a, whose product is annotated as RAB4a, member RAS oncogene family. The coding region runs from base 107 to 748 and encodes 213 amino acids. Gene Ontology annotation, biological process: Rab protein signal transduction; regulation of endocytosis. The transcript has 8 exons. The record is from RefSeq and is a predicted model, not a curated record. Lineage: Eukaryota; Metazoa; Chordata; Actinopteri; Esociformes; Esocidae. Gene Ontology annotation, cellular component: endosome. Gene Ontology annotation, molecular function: GTP binding; GTPase activity.
UACGGGAAGUGAGAGCACUAUUAGGGAUUGCACUUCAAUUCAUUGCUGUGCCUCAAGGAAUAACAACAAGGGGAAAUUGCAAACUAGCAACAAAACAACCCUGGCCAUGUCUGAGACAUACGAUUUCCUGUUCAAAUUCCUAGUGAUUGGGAAUGCAGGAACUGGAAAAUCAUGUCUUCUUCACCAGUUUAUUGAGAAGCGAUUCAAGGAUGAUUCAAAUCACACCAUUGGAGUAGAGUUUGGCUCAAAGAUAAUCAACGUUGUGAACAAAUACGUCAAACUUCAAAUCUGGGACACGGCAGGACAAGAGAGAUUCAGGUCUGUGACCCGAAGUUACUACAGAGGCGCUGCCGGGGCACUGCUUGUGUAUGACAUCACUAGCCGGGAAACCUAUAAUGCCCUGACCAACUGGCUGACGGACGCCAGGAUGCUGGCCAGCCAGAAUAUUGUCAUCAUCCUCUGUGGUAACAAGAAGGACCUGGAUGCAGACCGGGAGGUCACCUUCCUAGAGGCAUCUCGAUUUGCUCAGGAAAAUGAGCUAAUGUUUCUGGAGACCAGUGCUCUGACGGGGGAGAACGUGGAGGAGGCUUUCGUGCAGUGCGCCAGGAAAAUCCUCAACAAGAUAGAGUCAGGAGAGUUGGACCCAGAGCGAAUGGGAUCAGGGAUCCAGUACGGAGACGCGGCUCUGCGACAGCUACGCUCCCCUCGUAGGGGACAGGCUGAAAGCGCCCAGGAAUGUGGCUGUUAGGGAGCAUGCUCAGUGUUCCCAGAUUCAAGUGUCCUUGUUUUCAGGCAGGUUGGUGAAGAUGCAGAGGACCGGUGUAGGGAACGUGAAAGAGGCUUAAUCCCGAUGGAGCAACUCUUCCCUGACCUUCCUUUAACUUCUGCACUUCCGGAUGUUCCGUCAUAGAGACCCACAGAGUCACAGGUUUCCAGCCCCACUCUGGAAUGCUGAGCUUGUUCCUGGACCCCUCCGACACCGGCAGAGACGCCCCUGUCCCCUUCUCUAAGAGUGGACCUUGCCCUCCAGUCAUCUAGACCCGUAUAUCAUAAAGCAGGCGUCGGCCACAGGCAGCCCGCGGGUGCUGACAUCUUGUUUUUCCUUUUAGAUCAUAAUGAAUAUGAUUGAAUGGACAGGGAGACCAAAACCUACAUGAACUGAGAUGCUAAAUGAUAACAGGCUCUGACGUCUUACACCCCUAUACUGCAGCCCAAUCCCCACCUGUUGCAUCUGUACAGUGUUGUCUGUAUAAAAAAAAAAGAUCUAUCUAUCUUCCCCAAAGCAUGUUUUAUGGACUUAAUAUCGGAGUGUUUCAUUAUUAUCUGAAAAAUAAUAUAUCAAUUAAGGCACAUUACAUUAUCUUUGAUCAUGUUAUGGUUAGAAUUAUCAAUCGGCACUGUCUAGCGUCUGCUGGUUUAUGAGAAUUAUCAAUCGGCACUGUCUCGCGUCUGCUGGUUUGUUAUGAGAAUUAUCAAUCGGCACUGUCUCGCGUCUGCUGGUUUGUUAUGAGAAUUAUCAAUCGGCACUGUCUCACGUCUGCUGGUUUGUUAUGAGAAUUAUCAAUCGGCACUGUCUCAUGUCUGCUGGUUUGUUAUGAGAAUUAUCAAUCGGCACUGUCUCACGUCUGCUGGUUUGUUAUGAGAAUUAUCAAUCGGCACUGUCUCACGCCUGCUGGUCUCAUUGACCCAUUAUUUGGGUUUAUAAGUUGUUUUUUCCCCUCUUAAGUCAUGUCAUGCUUUUUUUCUUAAUUUAUUCUUAAUAAUAUAGAAACUCUUUUUAAAAUAAAGUAUUACAAAUGUAUGUUUGCACUUUGCUAAGAUGCCUCCUCUUUGUCUUUAAUUCCCAAGUGUGUUUGAAACAUCUCUUUUAGAUACCCUUUAAAACAUAGGGAGGAGCAGUUCCCUUUGCACCUCUGUAGGCAAGCAUCAGUCUUCUAGCAGAUGCAAGCUAAAACCGGAAGCCAGUGGAAUGUGUGGAAGAGCAGCGUGACAUUGGAGAACUUGGAAACACCAAGCAGGCCGCAUGCCGGACGGUAUAAACAGGGAGGCCCCCUAUCAACAGUGAGUUACAGCUCUCCAGGUGGGAGAGAAUUUUCUGGACUAAUACCUGCACCGCUGUGUGAAUACCUGGGCGAGGUAAGAUUGUACAAUAUGAAAGAACCUGCCGACGCAAGUCACCACCUUGGUGUUGGCAGAGAAGGCUUGGGUGUUGUUAGGGGUGGGUUUGUUAAUUUUGGCAAUACAGUCAAAGCUCAGUUUAGGGGGCCCCACCUCUAGCAUGACCAUUGUAGCAUCACCACAGACUAGUAUUUGCCUAAAGGUACAGUAUCAGUUCACUUGAUAUGAAGUGUUUCCUAGUAAGUUUCAAUCAAUAGGAAAGUGAAAGACAUUUAUUUACCUUCUAGUACUUUGUUACAAUAAAACCUGGGUUUUGUCCAGACCCAGUGGUUCUCAACCCACUCCUCGGGGACCCCCAGCCGGUCUGGGUAUUUGAGCUACUGAGCUAGCCCACCUGAUUUAACGUCCCAGAUGAGUGGAUUGAGAACCUCUGGUCUAUAAACACGCCAUGAUUCAAUUCACUCUUGGACAGGGACACUGUGCAGUUGUUAACCGUGAUGGAGCAGUCUUGCAGCAGACCAGCCUUCCUCCAAAGGGAGAGUGUCUUUGCCUCGUUGGCCCAUAUCCAAGCAGAGAUGUCAGCCGGGGCGACAGAAAUGCAUGUUGUCACCCAGGUGGGUGUUGGAAGUCAUCCACACAGCAACGAUAACAGAGCCCAUGUAAGGAUAUGAUACAGCCAAGUGACUUGGUGUGUAAAGAGAAAAGGGCAUCAAACCAAUCCCCGGGGGACACCAGAUACUGAUCCUCUCCAUGUCACCUGGUAGAAGCUGCCUGCCAGGUAGAAUGCAAACCAAGUGUGUAGAGCCUGAGAGGUUGGAAAGGAGGGUCUGAUUGUGUUGUGUCAAAUGCAGUGAAUAGAUCUAAUAGGAUGAGAAGAGGACACAGAAUCAUCUUUGACAGUGCUAAGUGCCUCUGUGGCAGAGAGCAGUAUAGGUUCAGUGGCACUUCUUGAAUCCCGAGUGGUCAAAUUUGGUCAGAGACAGAAAGCGUAAGUAUUUUGGAAAAACUGUCAAAAAAAAUCUCCUAUCCCAUUUUCAUAUGCGAGAAUAGUACAUUCUACCAAUGGAUGGCACUGUUGGUAUUUGUUAACUGAUAUGCUCAAACGUAUUUGAUUUUGAAUCACAUUUUAAGGUCAAAU